Messenger RNA from Patiria miniata (bat star), 3822 nucleotides. Its product is annotated as galanin receptor 2a-like. Gene Ontology annotation, cellular component: membrane. The record is from RefSeq and is a predicted model, not a curated record. Gene Ontology annotation, molecular function: G protein-coupled receptor activity. The transcript has a single exon. NCBI's taxonomy places the organism in Eukaryota, Metazoa, Echinodermata, Asteroidea, Valvatida, Asterinidae. Gene Ontology annotation, biological process: G protein-coupled receptor signaling pathway. Bases 100 to 1176 code for a protein of 358 amino acids.
CUCAGAACUAAAUCUCGCAUUCCCUUUUAGCAACUGUUUUUCGACGGGUAUUUUGCUCUUGAUAGAUCAGUCUACUUCUAUCAAAUUUACAGCGAGGAGAUGGAAUCAAGCGCUGGAAAUGGGACUGACUUGAUGGAGAAUUCGGGAGUUGCCGAGACAGGAUUCGAUUCCAGUCAGAUUAUCGGAGCUACAGCAGGGCUAGCUGGUAUUCUGGGCAAUGGUCUGGUCUGCUUCGUCAUGCUCAGGUAUCGUUCAGCUUUCAGCUCUAUCACCAAUAAGCUGAUGCUUCACCAGUCCAUCGUGGACUUCUCAUUGUCCACAGUGAUGCUCAUCACCCGGCUGUACACCCCAUGGGGCCAGUUUUACUGCCGUGUCCCUCGCGGUUGGCUUUAUUGGGGCCUUGCGAAUGUCUCCACUUUUAGUCUGAUGCUAAUCUGCUGCGACCGUUACGUGGCAGUUUGCUACGCCGUCAAGUACCGCAAAUGGUUCUCCGCCAAGCGGGUCAAGAUCGGUCUGCUUUUUGUGUGGCUGCUCCCGGUACUCUGGCAGUCCUAUCUGGUCUUAGUCCACCUGCCUGACGGAGCUUCCUGCGUGGCUAUCUGGCCCAACGACACUGCCAGACUCAGCUUCGGAGUGGCCACAUUCUGCUGGGAGUACGUCUUGCCUCUGGCUCUGAUCGUCGUCACUUACAGCCAGACAAUUCUGGCUCUUCGUAAACGGCUUCGGGUGAAGGCGGAGCAGGCGGCGACUGAACCGUCGGCCAGCCACUCCCGCAACGCCGGCAACAAGGCAAGGAAGGAUCCUCUGCAGACUGCCAAGGUGAGGCUGACUAUAACCUUCCUGGUCGUAGCCAUCUUCUUUGUCAUCUGCUGGGGUCCCACAGAGAUCACGUGGCUGCUCUUUAAUUUCGGAAUCCUGCCUGGGUCUUAUUACGCCUCUUUGUGGCACCUGGGUCUGGAGACGCCUCUCCUGUGCAUCAAUACCUGCGUCAAUCCCUUCAUCUACUGUAUCACGUAUACUCAAUUUCGCCGUCAUCUUUGCAAAGCUUUCUGCGGAGGGUGCAAGUCCAACAAAGUCAAGGAUACAUCUGUUGAGGUUUUAACCGAAAACACCUCAGAUCCUCUUCAGUCGACGAGGGGAAAAGGUCCAUCAACGGCCACUGAAGUGAACACCUAAACGAAUUCAUGGUUCGAUGCUAUAUUCGUCUUUGAAUGACAACUUGCAUACCCGAGACUAGACAUGCACAACCGAAAACAAUAGAAUCGCACCUGUCGUCUCGCAGGAUGGUUUGACUGAUAGAAUCGAAGAACUGUAAAUUUGACUGAAGUCUGUGACACUGAUUGGCUAUUCAUCGUCACUCUUACCAUCACAAUAACGAACACACCUCCAUUUGCACAGUUCAGUGCGUAUGCUUGGUUUUUUUUUCCGAAAGUGGCUGAAAUGAUGCUGUGUACAGAAUGGGUGGGCUACCAUCUCGUCUAAGAGAUAUACGUAUACUGUUACAUUGUUGACAAUUGCACGCACCGAAAAUUCACAGGUUUGACAAGAUGAAACGUAAAAGGUACAUAUGAUCAUAUGCUCUCCGUCCAUUUUUGUUCACUCAAAACAACAAUAUUGCUAACAAGUGUAUAAAGUAAGAUGCAUAUAUUAAACAACAAACUGUUGAAGUUUUAGCUCCGUGGCUAUACUAAAACGUAAGAGCAAUAUUUUGGGGGUUAUAGUGACUGGAUUUCGUUACAAAAGCACGUAAAUAGUGCGCAUGCGGGCACACUUUUAAAAACACCUUCACGAUCGAAAUCAAUUCUGGAGGAAUAUUUCACAGGGUUUUGGGGACUCACCCAAUCGUCACUUUGAGCAUGGCACAUUUACCAAGACAGAAAACUCAAGUUGGUAAUUGGGGGGUUUCAAGGAAAAUGUAUAAAAGUACACUGUAGGGGGAGCUUGUAAACGUCCGUAUGAUAGUUAAAAUUAAAGAUAGUUCGUUUUACGGACUUUGAAGCACAUUAAUUAUAAACGAUCACUUGGGCUCGCAAGCAUAACAAAUUAACAGAUGAUGGGUGAUGAAAAUGAAAUAAUUCACUUUUAACGAGAAGUUUGCGAACAUCGCUCGGUCGUGAUUUCUCUUAGAGAAAGGCUGAAUAUUGGCUAGAAUUGAAAAACAAUCGAGUACAGUAUACUUGACAAUAAUUGGUCUUUGAACACUAAUGGUUAUAAAUGUCUAAAUCUCACUCACGGAAAUAGAGUACUUGAAUUCAAUUGUGAAGUUAGUCCGUCUCAAAACAUGAACUUAAGGUCGAGAGAUUCUCAAAUCACACUGCCAGACUGACACAUUCGUAUAUACUCCAUUCCUUAAUUAAAGCCUUUUUACACUGCAAAAUCUGCGGUGUAAAUUGAAGCCGGUGACCAAAAGCGAGCCGCUGUGUUGCACUUUUUCGGAGGUGGGUAACGAUUGAAACAAAAAUGUUUGAAUUAGAGGACAUGUUUAAGAAAUCAGUUAGCAAGAAAUUCUUUACUGCUUCAGAUACAUUCCCGGUGAUGCCUGAAUUAAUUAAGAUUCAAUCGGUUUUGUUUAAUUCGAAUACAAGUGUAUACGAAAAGUAAGUCUAUAAAUAGUUAGCCGUUCAAUAUUGUAAACAAAAGUAGUGUGCAAAUAAAGCAUACCUAGAUAUACCUUGCGAUGUCGAAUCACAGACAUUCUCACGAUAAUACACGGGGGCCAAAAAAAUAAACCACCUGAACACUCAAAGCGCCCUCCUUUGCACAGCUUUAUAAACCAUAAGUCCAAUUUAUUUUGAGCUGUCCUUAAAACUUAGUUUAUUUGCUUUAAUAUACGAUAUAUAUAUAUAUUAUUAUUGUUAAUCUUUAUACUUUUCAAUGACAAAUAUACGUGUUUGUUAUGUUUUAAUUCAAUAAUCUUAUAUUUUUUCUUAAUUAAUUAUCAAGCAGGGCCCUUAUGGAAAGCAGUUUGUAACUGAUAAGGCCGCAACUAAACAUCAUUUCAACCGGUUCAAGACUGGUUGAGUUAAUUAAACAAAAAUACCGCUUGUUCUUAUUGUCCACGUUGACUGCCGCUAUACGAAAACAAGGGCCGAAAGUUGCAUCCAUGAAAGACGAAACCAAGUAGAGGGCAGAACAGGACAGUUAACAUCUAAGAAGUUAAAAAAAAAACAGUCAUCGUCAAAAUGGAAUAAAAAUGACAAAAUGAAAAAGCGACACUUUUUUAAUUGACCAUUGCUCACUAAAUAUUCUUCCGGUUUAAAUAAUGUUUUCGUUGUUGACAAGCUAUUGAACUUUACUUGUGAAGUACAGUGUGAGUCAGAAAGCGAGGAACCUAAACCCCCCCAAAAAUAUGAUGACUCGGAAGCCAAUUUCAUAUGCUACCUUUAGAUGAACAAAUUCCUGAAAUUGCUCAAUCCUUUCAAAGAAUAUCACCAUUUAAAUGCAAGGAACCUUAAACCCGAUUCGUCAAAAAAAGCAAUUUAUUGUGUAUUCUGACCGUUUGGAACAACAAAGAAAAUGACAAAGAACACUUGUUUCGACAACUGUCAACAAAAUGUAGUACACAUUAUGUUUUUGAACAACCCUGGUUUGGAAAACAAUAUGAUUCAUAAAAUCCACUUUUCAAAAGACGGGCGUUCAAAAGGACUUUGCUGAAUAAUUUUCACUUUUAAACUAAGGUUUUAUCGCUGUUAAUGUUGGAAGACAAUUAUGACGACGAUUCUUGAAAUCGCAUUUUUGGACGAAAGAGAUUUUGGGGUCAUUGUAUUUAAAUGUUGAUAUUCUUUGAAUGGAUUGAGAAAUUUCUGUAUUCUUUUUUCAUCU